UUCUAUUUGUCAUUUUUGGGGGGAGGGGGAAGAAUGAAAGAGGUCUUUCAAUAAGGUGGAAGAAAUGAUGAACGGUUCCUUAUAUAUUUCGUUCUUCCAAGGUCAGCUUGAGUCUACAAUGGAGCAAGUCGUGCAGCUUGCUGUCCAGGAGAUUACCAAAACCGUCGGAGCGAACUUAAAUUCCCUGUUGUUAGAAACGACCGCCAAGGACCAGGAAAACCAGCGGUUAAGGUUAAGGCUCCAGUCGAGUAAGUUUGACUCUGGGGAGGCUGGAAAUGCUUGUGCUCACGGUGAAGGUAUGGAGGAGGACCCGACGAGCGAAGAUAUAAAGAUUCCGGUACACGCCGCCAAUCUAAGCUCUCAACUCGCCAUGCACAUCAGCAGUUACAGACUGGAGCAGAGAGGGCAGGCUGUCGAUCAAUUGAAGGCUGUGAUGGAACAGGUACUGAAAUUUGCAGUUUUGGAGUUAACGAAGAUUGUAGAAGCCAGCUUUGAUGACCUGCUUUUGGAACUGGUGAAAAAGGAGAAGGAAAGCAAAAUUCUGAAGCAAAGUUUGGUAGAGGGUGAUCAGAUUUCAAGGCAAGAUUGCAAUAUAGAUCUUAAAUCCCCAGAAAACCGUUCAAGAUGCCCCAGCAGUUCAGAUAAAGGUGACCAGGAUAAAGAGUCAUCUCAGGACCCACCAAGUAGUAAAAACUGUGGAGCCAAUGUGGAGCACAGUGAGAAACCAAUGAGUGUGGAAACAGUGACAGGGAAACAGACUGUCCUUUCUGUAGCUCAAGACUGGGUACCCAUUCUGGACAAGGUCUUUGGCCAAAAGUGGUGCAGCGACUUGUGGCAGAACAAAGAGCUCGAAGGUGUGGAACACGUGGUUGCAAGCAAGACAGGCGCUACAUCCAUAGCCAGCCCAGAUGGUGUCAUCCCAGAGAAGAAGGACGCCCUCUUCACCAGCCCGCAAGAAACCACUUCAGGAAGUUCCUUCAUGUAUGUGCAUCCAUCUGUUGGCGGAGAUCACAGCCCCUGCCCAUCUGGUGAUGACCUCCAGCUCAAAUCUCCCUCCAUACUGCACAGACUCCUGACGAUUCCAUCGCAAGGGCUCAAUGAGCUUCUCUGCUCUAACCAUGACAUUCCUGUCGAGCCGUUACCCAUGUCGUCUGGUGCGUCGCCAGACACACACGAGCAUCAGAGGGAGCCACAAGUCCUUAAUGCAGAUCAGUUACUGCCUCCUGGGGAAGAGGAAGCAGAUGAAAAGGAGUUUGUGGAGGCCAAAGCCCCAGUGGGGAGAAAGAACUACACCUGCAAGCAGUGUGGAAGGAAAUUCAGCCGGCAGCCCCUGCUGAAAGUCCACCAGCAGACACACAGCACCAGUUCUCUGGUGCGCUGUUCGCUGUGUGGGAAGCGCUUUUCCCAUCCCGAGCGUCUGCAGGCACAUCUCCGGACUCACAAUACCACAAGAACUUGAGCAGUUACAUGACAUCUUCAUUUAUCAUCUGACACCUGUGCCUCUUACAUACAGCUCUUUACUCCAUUUAGUUUGCUAAAUGAAGGAAGCCGUUGGUCUGGCAUUUCAGUACAUGUCAUCUGUAGUCUGCAUUCAAGGUAACAGAAGAAAGAUGACACCAAAUGGAACUUUAGCUAGAAAUGGACAAUGGUUUACAAUAAGUUGUCUUAGUCAUGCAGGUGAACAUCAUACAAUAAACUACUGAUCUCUGAUAGCAAGGUAGUCAUAGUUUUUAACCAGUGACAGCACUGAUCAUGAGGUAAUAUAGAUUGACAAAGAUUAAGUGUUCUGAAAUUCAAAUGACCUUUUCAUAUGCUAAAAAUAUGUUCAAUCUAUGUGAACUAAGCAUCAUGGUUAAAAUGCAACAUAAUCAAAAGAAACCCAUCUUACCAUUAUAAAGAUUUUUGAUAGUGCAGAUCUGGUAUCAUGCAUUUCACAAUAUGAAAAGGGAAACAUCCAAAUGCCUCUUCAAUGCAGUUUUUUAUUACCUUGGCAAAAAAGUCAAAUGUAUUAAAUCUUAAAUUAAUCUGCUUUGGAGGAGAUUACAGACAACCCAAAAGAAACCGACAUGCAGGUGUGACGAUAAUUUGAUACAUCUUCUCUCCUGCAGUCUUAUCCUUGUUUUCAGCCCAUUUGCAGAGCUUAGUAAAGUGUGAAUAUGUGGUUGACCUAUUUCCAGUAGAAAUGCACGUUGUUUUAAUGCAGAAAUUUUUAAAAAUAAGGAACUUCUGAUGCUUGAAUAUGUUUCCCAGUUUAGGAAAAAGAAAAUACUUAUUGUAAACCAGAAACGGGUAAAAGUAUGGGUGAAUUACUGCACAGCAAUGCAACAUUCGCUUCCAGCGAGCCUACCAAGCGCCCCUCUUUUCUGCAAUGUGCAUAUUCACAAAAAAGUAGAAAAGAAAUUCAGGAAUUGGCAUAUAAUGUUCAUUAUUUUCUUUUUAUAUUCUAUUGUGGAUUUUGCUUUAAUCCUGUUGAAAUGUUUACUUGUCUGUUUACAUUUUUAAAGGAUAAAAAUGUAAUUUACCCUCAGCAAUAAGGAUGGUUGAAUAUAACCCCCUGGCAUUUUACAUUUUUAUAUUAUUGGCCAUCGCUUGAAUAUCAACUGUUUGUCGGCUCCAUAACUAGUAAAAAAUCAGUCAUAGGUUGCCACAAAGCUCAACAUGGAAAAGGUAAAUAACUGGCUUUAUCAGUGCAUUAUGCCGUAUGUCCUCCUCACCAACACUAGAGACAUUCCAUUUUAAAAUCUUUUUUUUCCGAGUUUUAUUUCCAUAUACAUAGUUUCAUAUAGCCAGUGUUUAUCAGUAUAAGAAUAAUGGGGCAGUAUGGACCAGUACUCAAAUAUACAUUGACUGACACUGUAGCUUCCUUGGAACAAAACUCAGCUGAUAGAGUUGCUACUACCUAUAUUUAUUAUUUUAUUACUUACAUAUGUACCUCUCAUUUUUAAAAAGAUUCCAUUCAUCUGUUCAGAGGCACAGAACUCAUGAGGCACAACGCAGAGGAGACCUUGGGUGGGGCAUCUAUCCAUCACAGGGUGGGACAUCUAUCCAUCACAGGGUGGGACAUCUAUCCAUCACAGGGUGGGACAUCGAUCCAUCACAGGGUGGGACAUCGAUCCAUCACAGGGUGCUCAUACACAGUUUUUGAACAGUUUAAGUAAACCCACACCGGCAUAUGGAGAACCAGAGGCAGGACUUAAACCCUGAUAUUAUUUGUAAUAUCUGUUUGCAGAAUGAGUAUAUUACAAUUUUAAGUACUUAUUUCCUUCAGAAUAUUGAGGAGUCCCACGCUGGGUAUGAAAUGCGGUGAUAAGGCUAUCUUUGUAUCCUUCAUCUACUGAGUGCAAAGGUGAAAUUCAAAUUGUAUAUAUCAUGCUAACAAUGCGAACUGUUUUUUGUAAAUGAAUUUCCAAACAUUUUAAUGACCUCUUAAUUUUACAGUAAUUCAGGAUGGAAUAUAAUCAUCUUUUUUCCCUUAUAUUUAUCUGUUGGAGUUAUUUUUGUCUUCAAAUGUAUAGUAUAUUACAACUCCAAAUACUUUUUUGACCAGUAAACCUCAACCUGUAUACUUCACGUUUUAUUCUACUAAUAAAAUAAAAUACUGAAUAGCUAUUCUACCAUGUUUUGUUGUUGCUGCUGUAAAGGUAUUUUUAAAAUCAAACAUGUACAUUAGUCUACUUAGUGAUAGGUUGGUGUUAUUUUGAAUAUAGUAUUUCUCUGAAUGGUUACUAGCACACACAAUACAAUAUACAAAGUGUAGAUGUGUUUAAUUCAAAUCUGAUUGACACAAAUGUCAUUUUAUUAAUCAUUUUUGAGUAAAAUGAACUAUUUUGAGCCAUUUUAUAAAUGUUUCAUUUCCCAGUUUUUCGUCAUAUUCCAUAAGACCACAUUACUAACAUCAGAUUUGAACAGAUUUUCACCUAAUUUGAGCAGUUUCUUACUUUUUUUUCUCAUAAAAAUAGCCCAGUUAAUACACCAAUAUCACUUUCCAUUCACUGUAUUUGCUCAAGUUAACAUCGUUAUUUUUAGUGAUUCGCUCAGGGUUUAUUUCAGUGUGUACUGUACCAAACAGAACUAAGACACGUCCAGGUAAAGAAAUGAAAUAUGUGAUGUUUAAAAUAUUUGUGCAAUGAUGUGAGACUCAUGCAUUUAAAAAAAAAAAUUAGGUUAUUGUAAAACAAUAAGCCUUGAGUUGUCUAUUGCAAGGACUUGUUUUGACGUUUGUUAAACAAUUUUAUAUAUUAAUGCAUGUUUUUUGUUUAAUGCGUACACUAACAGGUUGCUUCCAAUGAAAUGCUGGCUUAAAAAGUAUGUCACAUCCAGGGAAAAGUCAUUCUGAAUGAAGGGACAACAUUUUGCCAGGUAUUGGAAUUGCCAGAUGUUCUGAUACUGUUAUUGAAGCACUCAGUUUAUAGAAUUCUUUACAUAAUAAUUGAUAAAUAUUCCCUUUCCGCUUAGGUUUGUUUGCUAAUCAAUGACAAGACGUUUUGCAGGGUGUUUGCAGUCAGUAGAUUGCAGAGAGACUACAGAUGCAGUAAAGGAGAUGGGGGUAAUUGAUGCUCAUAUUUUUGGGCAGGGACUGGAGGGAACAUGCUGGUUACCUAGGAGGGCUCCAGCUAAAACUCAGAGGAAAUGUAGACCUGAUUUCGUGCUUCAGUCCUUUUUACUAGUUGUAAUGAUUUCUUUUCUGCUGAAGAGUAGCCCAGAGAACGGUGUGCUUUUUUCUCAUAUAUGGAACUUCUAUUGAACUCAUUUUUUAAACUGAUUUGUAUUUACUGAUGUAUUUUAUUGAAUAAUUUAAUUUCUAUGCUUCUGCAUUUUUGUACAAUUUGUUAAACCAAUAAAGGCGCCUCCUGUUAA
Brienomyrus brachyistius is the source of this 4857-nucleotide messenger RNA. RefSeq names its product zinc finger and BTB domain-containing protein 20. Gene Ontology annotation, cellular component: nucleus. Lineage: Eukaryota; Metazoa; Chordata; Actinopteri; Osteoglossiformes; Mormyridae. The record is from RefSeq and is a predicted model, not a curated record. The transcript is spliced from 4 exons. Bases 65 to 1459 code for a protein of 464 amino acids.